ACUGAGAUGUCAUCCUCUCUAAAGGUCCUAGGUCCUCUCUUGUUCCUGCUGUUCCCCUUAUGUGGGCUCCUUAUACACAGCCAGAACCUUUCCUGGAGAGAAUUCAUGAAACAGCACCACCUGAGCACAAGCUGGACAUUCAGUGAGUACAGAUGCAAUGAUCUCAUGCAAAAAAGAGAAGCUCUAAGAGACAAGAACUCUCACAUCUUCAUCUAUACCUUCUGGUACAAAAUCGAGCAUAUAUGCAUCAGGAACUGGAGAGAUCGCUACAGAAAUGUAUACAUAUGGGCCCAGUAUCCCUUCAGAAUACUCAAGUGCUACCUGGGGAAUAACAAAAAGAGCUACAGAGAGCACAGGAGCUACAGCUACAUUGAAUUCCACUGCAGCAUGAAUGGCUUUGUCGAUAGCAUAGAGGACACCCGGUUGUUAGAGGUUAUUAGCAACUAG
This is a messenger RNA of Miniopterus natalensis, 447 nucleotides long. It is a transcript of the gene EDDM3B, whose product is annotated as epididymal protein 3B. The record is from RefSeq and is a predicted model, not a curated record. Lineage: Eukaryota; Metazoa; Chordata; Mammalia; Chiroptera; Miniopteridae.